CACGCGCACACUCUCAAAUCAUUCAAAACCCUAGAGCUUUGCCUUGAUAUCGAUAUAUAUAUAUAUAUAUAUAUAUGGAUUUUCUGCUGAUACUUGUUUUUCUUUCAUUUCUGGUUUGUGGUGCUGUGUUUGGGAAUGGACAGAAUGGAGAAACAAGCUUUGAUGAGAAUUAUAAGGUUAUUUGGGGUGGAGAUCAUGUUGUGUAUUUGAAGCAAGGGAAGGAAAUUCAGCUCUCCAUGGACAAAGCUUCAGGGUCUGGCUUUGGAUCCAAGAUGAAUUAUGGGUCUGGGUUUUUCCAUUUGAAGAUCAAAGUACCAGACAGAGAUUCUGCUGGAGUUGUCACAGCUUACUAUCUAACAUCUGGAGGAGACAGACAUGACGAAGUGGACUUUGAAUUCUUAGGGAAUAGAGAGGGCAAGCCGUACACGUUACAGACAAAUGUAUUUGCAGAUGGCAAAGGCAACAGAGAACAAAGAAUUCGCCUUUGGUUUGAUCCCACUGCUGAUUUCCACGAUUACAAACUUCUUUGGAACCCUCAUCAACUCGUGUUUUAUGUGGACGAAAUCCCAAUAAGGGUAUACAAGAACAAGAGCAACAUAGGAGUGGCGUAUCCAUCAAAGGCAAUGAAAAUAGAAGCAACGUUAUGGGAUGGAGAGAGCUGGGCCACUGAUGGAGGCAAAGCCAAGACCAAUUGGAGCUUUGCUCCUUUCAAAGCUCACUUCCAAGGUUUUCAUGUCAAUGGCUGUCAUCUUCUUCCUCAUGACAAUGACAUCAAUGAUUGUGGUUCUCACAAGUACUGGUGGAACCACCAACAGUUCUGGCAAUUGGACUCUGCAAGACAAGCUGCUUAUCAAAAUGUCAAGACCAAAUAUAUGACCUAUGAUUAUUGUUCUGAUCAUCAAAGGUACCCUGUGCCUCCUCUCGAGUGUUCUUAUAAUUAACUAAGCUACAAAUUAGGUCCAUCGGCCUAAUUAUAGUCACUUGAAUUGCAUUUCGAGUACUAUUCAUAGUUUUUAUAAAUUUAUUGAUAUAAAUUUUAUAUUUUGUAUU
This is a messenger RNA of Prosopis cineraria, 1050 nucleotides long. RefSeq names its product xyloglucan endotransglucosylase/hydrolase protein 2-like. Bases 75 to 941 code for a protein of 288 amino acids. Gene Ontology annotation, molecular function: xyloglucan:xyloglucosyl transferase activity; hydrolase activity, hydrolyzing O-glycosyl compounds. NCBI's taxonomy places the organism in Eukaryota, Viridiplantae, Streptophyta, Magnoliopsida, Fabales, Fabaceae. Gene Ontology annotation, cellular component: cell wall; apoplast. The record is from RefSeq and is a predicted model, not a curated record. The transcript has 4 exons. Gene Ontology annotation, biological process: cell wall biogenesis; xyloglucan metabolic process.